This is a messenger RNA of Chelmon rostratus (copperband butterflyfish), 2081 nucleotides long. RefSeq names its product ras-related protein ralB-B-like. Gene Ontology annotation, biological process: Ras protein signal transduction. Lineage: Eukaryota; Metazoa; Chordata; Actinopteri; Chaetodontiformes; Chaetodontidae. Gene Ontology annotation, cellular component: plasma membrane. The record is from RefSeq and is a predicted model, not a curated record. The coding region runs from base 149 to 754 and encodes 201 amino acids. Gene Ontology annotation, molecular function: GDP binding; GTP binding; GTPase activity. The transcript is spliced from 5 exons.
CUCUUCCAUCGAUUACACGAUCUUCGUGUGAGUCCGGGUACAAGGUGGGGCAGGGAGUAGCCUGGUCAACUUGUAAAAGUUGAGUGUGUGUCGGUGUAUGGCGGAUUUCUCAGCGAACAACGAGAAAACACGUUAGCGGGCCAGAGUCAUGGCCUCCGGCAAGAACAAGAACCAGACGUCUCUGGCCCUCCACAAGGUGAUCAUGGUGGGCAGCGGUGGAGUGGGGAAGUCCGCCCUCACCCUGCAGUUCAUGUACGACGAGUUCGUGGAGGACUACGAGCCCACCAAGGCCGACAGCUACAGGAAGAAGGUGGUCCUGGACGGCGAGGACGUUCAGAUCGACAUCCUGGACACGGCGGGUCAGGAGGACUACGCCGCCAUCAGAGACAACUACUUCCGCAGCGGGGAGGGCUUCCUGCUGGUCUUCUCCAUCACAGAGCACGAGUCCUUCACGGCCACGUCUGAGUUCAGGGAGCAGAUCCUGCGGGUGAAGGAGGAGGAGGCGAUCCCUCUGCUCCUGGUGGGGAACAAGUCAGACCUGGAGGAGCGGCGGCAGGUUUCUGCCGACGAGGCGGCGGCGAAGGCGGGCGAGUGGGGGGUCCAGUACGUGGAGACCUCGGCCAAGACGAGGGCCAACGUCGACAAGGUGUUCUUCGACCUCAUGCGCGAGGUCCGCAAGAAGAAAAUGGCGGAGAGCAAAGACAAAAACGGGCCGAGCGGUAAGAAGAAGAAGAAGCACUGCUGCGUGCUUUAACGGCGAGGCCGCGGCCGAGGCCACGGAGAGCCGAAACCGAACGGCGGUCGGUCGGGCCGAACCGACGGCGGCGGCUUCAAACCAUUAAACUGCCCGAGAGCUGCAUACCUGCUCGACAGACGCGUCAUCAGCCGACAGCCAAUCGUCUGGCUCCUCACCUGCGCCUUUAUUCUGACAGCCAAAAGUGUUUUUGUCCACGUGUAAGAGAAGCGAUGUGUUCGAGGUCACCGGGAGAAUCUCACUUCUGUUAUCCUGUUUGUUUGUUUUCAGCUUCUUUCCUGGUUCUGCUUUUGCUCUAUGUGGCCAAAAGUAUGCGGACACUUCAGCUACGCUCGGUGGUUGAACGUGACGGUGCUGAUUGGGCAUUAAUGUGCAGCUGUCACAGCCUCCACCCUUCAGUCCAGAUGUUGAACCUGCUGCAGGGGUUUGAUCAGACACCAGAGCACCACUGAGGUCCAGCACUGAUGUGGGCCAUCAGGUCUGACUCACAGAUGAUGGUCCAGUUCAGGAUGAGGUCAGGACUCUGUGCAGACCGGUUCAGUUCAGUUAAACCAUUGUUUUAUGGAGCUGCUGUGUGCGUGGGGCGAGCUAGCUUGAAGCUAACACUUUAUAUUAAGGUCCACCAUAAAGUAGCUGCUAUUAGCAUCCGUAUUAGUGACACAUUCACUUUAUUCUACAAGUGCUGGUCCGUUAAUUAAGAGUUUUCCCACAAUAACACCUAAUGACUGUUAGUCAGAGAGGUUCCUGUUCAGCUCAGUGUUCCUCUGGUUCUGGUUCUGGUUCUGGUUCUGGUUCGGUCAGCGCAGCGUAAGUUCAACACGUCAGCUGAAAAAGUGCUGAGUCGUCGGUGUUGCGGAGCCGUGCAGUGCACAGAUGUGGGCAGGGGGUGUCCAUAUACUUAUGGCCACAUACUCUUCAUGUUGUUAUGGAUGUUUUGACAAUCGUGAAUUUUACCUGCAGACACAGAAGCAGAGAAGAAGAGACGUGCUGGUCCAGGCGUUCCACAUGUCACGUGUUUGUGCCUUAAACCUUCGUCUCUGCUUUGACGCAGUCGUCCAUUUUUCCCUUUGUUUUGUCUGUCCUGAAUGCUCCUGAUCACAUUCCUGAUAUUUAAUGAUUCCACCUCGCAGCACUCUGUUCGUAUGAAAGCUUUAUUCUUCACCUCCUCACACACGAGUGUAAUCAAGUUUAAAGGGAGUCUAUUUAAAUCACGUGCUUCGUCAUCUUCCCGUCUGAGUAUUUAUGUGGUCUGAGGUGUGAAGGGACUCCUCCUCCUCCGAUGUGUCGUCCCUCAAACUUUGAUAAUAAAAGACAGAUUGAUCACUGA